Messenger RNA from Alternaria metachromatica, 981 nucleotides. RefSeq lists its product as uncharacterized. The coding region runs from base 1 to 981 and encodes 326 amino acids. NCBI's taxonomy places the organism in Eukaryota, Fungi, Ascomycota, Dothideomycetes, Pleosporales, Pleosporaceae. The record is from RefSeq and is a predicted model, not a curated record. The transcript has 3 exons.
AUGGCUCGGAGAACCCAGCUUCUGUUGGCGGAUAUCGAGAUUGUGAUCCCUCGGCAGAAGGAGUGGGGUGUGGGUGAUGUCGAAAAGCUGAAGACCAAGGAAGGUAGUAGUCUGAGCACUGGCAGUGCGAAAGCCUGGUUGGGACAUUUGGAGGUUUUGAGAUGGUACGUCGGUUUGAAGAGGUUCCUCGCCUCAAGCCACGAGACAGUUCUCAUCAUCGAAGACGACACUGAUUUCGACAUCUUCAUCCGCCACUCUCAGAUCCCUCUCCUAUCAUCCGCGGUACGCUCUUUGCUCGACAAGGGUGUCACUGAGGACUCAUCAUCAGCAUACUGGGCUUCCACCAACAGCUGGGACCUCCUCUACCCCGGCCACUGCGACGACUUGAUCUCCACGGCCUACCUCUCCCAGCCUUCCCUUCUGUACCGCGACCCCACUGUGCCUCCCACUCCCCUCCUUCACCCAGACACCGCUCUUUUUCUCUCCUCUCUAUCUAUACCCUCUAAAGCUCGGUUGCUACACAGAAGCUUUUGGCCGUUCUGCACGUUUGCCUACGCCAUGAACCGCCGGUCUGCCGCCAUGAUCCUCUCUACCUACUCCAAGGAACCGGAAGGUGGCAGUUCGGCAUACGAUGUUGCCCUGUUGAGCGCGUGUAGGGACCGAGAUUGGAAGUGUUGGAGUGUAGCUCCGGAAUUGUUCCAUCACGGUCUCGGGCAUUCGGAAAUAUUUAGGGCAGACACAGAGGAUGGGAAGAACGCGGAAGAGAGAGACGAGAGGGGGAGUAUGAGGGGGACGUGGAAUUUGGGGUGUGGGGCUAGGCAUAGGCAGCUGUGGGUUAAGGAGACAGAUAAAGACAUGAGGAGUCUGGUCAAGGAGAGCGUGAGGAAUGCAAUUCAGAGUGGAGAAUGUCCGAUUGAUGCGGUCAUGGAGGAAGAGAGUUGGAAGGGAUGUGAGUAUGGAGAAUGUGGGGCGCAGUCCUGA